Molecule: messenger RNA, 2544 nt
Organism: Limulus polyphemus (Atlantic horseshoe crab)
Lineage: Eukaryota; Metazoa; Arthropoda; Merostomata; Xiphosura; Limulidae
Gene: kz
Product: probable ATP-dependent RNA helicase DHX37
Exons: 16
Coding region: 100-2544 (814 amino acids)
Biological process (GO): maturation of SSU-rRNA from tricistronic rRNA transcript (SSU-rRNA, 5.8S rRNA, LSU-rRNA)
Cellular component (GO): intracellular anatomical structure; nucleolus
Molecular function (GO): ATP binding; RNA binding
Source: RefSeq, a predicted model, not a curated record
GAAGUUAGCACGUGUGUGUGUGAAAGAGAGACACUAACCUGUAUAUAGUUUUGAAAGUAUUUUAAAAUAAUAAUCACUGUUUUGAAUGUUUCUUUCAUCAUGGGAAAAUUAAGGAAACGCUUUAAUUGGAAAGCCCGACAAGUAGUGAAAAACGACGAGACUAAAAAUGAUGCUAAAGAUGAACAGAUACAACUUGACCUACAGGUUCGAACAGAGAGCUAUGAUAGCUGCAAUGUUUUAGCCUUACCCAGUAAAAAAGAAAAGAUUAAAAAAGCUGUAGUAACAGAGAAGCCUUCCAAAAGACCACUAUCAAAAAAGCAACAAAAGAAACUUGAGAAAAUUUUAGAAGCAAAGAAAAAGAAAUCAAAUAGAUCUCAGCUUUUUGAAGAAUUACAAAAAGUUCAAGCAACUCAAGAUGAAUUGGCUCUACUGACAUCAACAGCUUUUAUGCAAACAAAGGGGUUAAAGAGAAAUUGUCAUGAAUUAGGAAUUGAUUCAAAAUUCCAAAAUGAUGUUAAGAUGAACAGCAUAAAAGGAAGCAAGCCCUUUAAAGAAAGACAGAAAAGAGGAAGAAUGGAGAAUGCUAAUGUGGUGGGAAUUGAUGUCAGUAGCAGCAGUGAAGGGUCAGAUGUGGAAGAUGUUGUAAAUGAAGGUAAUAUUGAAAGCAAACAAGAUCAGUCAAAAGAUGAAUCCCAUAUUGAAAAUGUUACACCUAUGUUGACUGAAGAAGUUUAUAAACAGAACAAAAACAAAGAAGUUAGCAAACAGGUUCAGUCAUCGCAAGAAUUGUUGGAAGAAAAACAACUAAAAGGGCCAAAGAAAGAAAAUGAUGCUUCAUCUACUCCCCAAAACAAACCAGCCAUCUUUGUCACUCUAAACAGAUCUCCAGAGAUACAGGCUGCGCGUCUUGCAUUACCAAUUCUGGCAGAAGAACAAGUCAUCAUGGAAGCCAUUAGUGAAAAUCCUGUGGUUAUUCUUUGUGGAGAAACAGGAUCUGGAAAGACAACACAAGUCCCUCAAUUUCUAUAUGAAGGAGGAUAUGCUAGAGAAGGUCUUAUUGGAAUUACAGAACCCCGUAGGGUGGCAGCCAUCACUAUGUCUCAGCGCGUUGGUAUGGAAAUGAAUCUGUCCAGUCAGGAAGUUUCCUACCAGAUUCGAUUUGAAGGAAAUGUAACAGAAAACACAAAAAUCAAGUUUAUGACAGAUGGAGUUCUGUUGAAAGAGAUUCAGAAGGACUUUCUUCUGAUUCGUUAUUCAGUAAUCAUCAUUGAUGAGGCCCACGAGAGAAGUGUGUAUUCUGAUAUUCUCAUUGGUCUGUUGUCACGCAUUGUUCCUCUGAGAGAAAAGAGAAAUAACCCUCUCAAGUUGGUCAUAAUGUCAGCCACACUGAGAGUAGAAGAUUUCACAGAGAAUCCCAGAUUGUUUAAGAAGCCCCCUCCGGUUAUUAAGGUGGAGUCUCGUCAGUUUCCUGUCAGUGUUCAUUUUAACAAACGUACUCCAGUUGAAGAUUAUUUGGGAGAUGCUUACAGAAAAAUAUGUAAGAUUCAUCGACAACUACCAGAGGGAGGAAUACUUGUGUUUGUUACUGGUCAACAAGAGAUAAAGUCACUCUGCUGGAAAUUAAAGAGGACUUUUCCAUUUGCCAAGAAACAACAGUUCAAGACUUCAAAUGAAAAUUCUAGCACCAAAGAAGAAGAAAAUAUUCAGGAUUCAGAUGGUGAAUGGGAUGAUGUAAAGUCUUUCAAACAAAAGUUCAAGGGUGGAGAGAAAAAAAGGAUGCAGAAGAAAGGAAGAAAAUUCGAACUGUUGCCUAAAAUUAAUCUUGAUGACUAUUCAGUCGAACCAAUGGAUGAAGAACGAAUACAAGAAGAGAUGGGAGAAGAUGGUGACAACUUGUUCUCAGAUGAAGAUGAUGAUUAUAGGGUACAAGGUGACCUUGGGAAGCAGACUAGUCAACCAUUAUUUGUUCUUCCAUUGUACUCCUUACUUGCACCAGACAGACAAGCUAAAGUUUUCCAACCCCCACCAGAGGGUACCAGGUUGUGUGUUGUGGCAACUAAUGUUGCAGAAACCUCACUGACAAUUCCCAAUAUUAAGUAUGUAGUAGACACUGGGAAGGUGAAAACCCGUGUUUAUGAUCAAGUUAGUGGAAUAUCUGCCUUUUUGGUCAGUUGGACAUCUAAGGCAUCAGCUAAUCAGAGAGCUGGUCGAGCUGGAAGGACAGCUCCUGGUCAUUGCUAUAGGUUGUAUUCAUCAGCCGUCUUCAAUGAUGAAUUUACCCAGUUUUCUGCCCCAGAAAUUACCAGGAGGCCAGUAGAUGAUCUGGUAUUACAAAUGAAGGCUAUGUAUAUAGACAAGGUGGUGAAUUUCCCAUUUCCAUCCCCUCCAGAUGAAGAAGCUUUAAAGGCUGGGGAGAAAAGAUUGAUCAUGAUGGGAGCUUUGUAUGAACCUAUAAGACCAACUCGCUUCAAAGAAGUAAAAAAAUGUGAGUUUCAUUGUAUUGAUGUCAUAUUUGUAAUGUUUGAUAGAAUAAAACUUCAAUAA